Amaranthus tricolor (Joseph's coat) is the source of this 2162-nucleotide messenger RNA. RefSeq names its product leucine-rich repeat receptor-like serine/threonine-protein kinase BAM3. The record is from RefSeq and is a predicted model, not a curated record. Gene Ontology annotation, molecular function: protein binding. NCBI's taxonomy places the organism in Eukaryota, Viridiplantae, Streptophyta, Magnoliopsida, Caryophyllales, Amaranthaceae. The transcript has 2 exons. Bases 404 to 1342 code for a protein of 312 amino acids.
UCUUGUUUUUUUCUUGUUUAUUCACUGUCUGAAUAUUAGCUUCAUCAAUGGCGGAACAUUAUCAGAACAAGAAGCAUUAUUAGCUAUUAAAUCUGCCAUUAUAGAUGAUCCUCAUAAAAGUUUAUCAUCUUGGAAAAACACUACUCACCAUUGCAAUUAGUCGUUCGUCACUUGCUCUUCGUCUUCUCACUCUCCCACUGUCAUUUCCCUGGACAUCUCCAACUUAGAACUCAGUGGUACUCUCUCUCCUCAAAUCGGUUUUCUUAUAAACCUGCAAAAGCUAUCUCUCCUUUAUAACAAUUUUUAUGGGCAUGUCCCGUCUUCUCUUCCUAUCCUUACAAAACUCCAAUAUCUCGACCUAGAAUUAAACCAAUUUAGUGGUCCACUCCCUUUAAUUGUUAAUAUGUCGGAGCUUCGGUGCCUUUCCCUUACUGGGAACUACUUUUCUGGUACAAUAUCGCCAGAGUUUAGUAAACUUCAAAAGCUUCAAGUUUUGGAUCUUUCUAACAACAAUCUUUGGGGAUUACUUCCUUAUGAAUUAGGAUUCUUAAAGAGGUUGAAAACUUUAGAUUUAUCACAUAAUCAGUUACAUAGUGAGAUAUCAAAUUCUUUUUCUCUUCUUACAAAUUUAAUUCAUUUGGGUUUAACAAAUAAUCAAUUACAUGGUGAGAUACCAAAUUCUUUUUCUCUUCUUACAAAAUUGAUUUAUUUGGAUUUAUCAUAUAACCUUUUACAUGGUGAGAUACCAAAUUCUUUUUCUCUUCUUACAAAUUUGAGGAGUUUGUAUUUAUCAAAUAAUCAAUUACAUGGUGAGAUACCAAAUUCUUUUUCUCUUCUUACAAAUUUGAUUUAUUUGUUCUUAUCAAAUAAUCAAUUACAUGGUGAGAUACCAAAUAUUUUUCCUCUUCUUACAAAUUUGAUUACUUUGUUUUUAUCAAAUAAUCAAUUACAUGGUGAGAUACCAAAUUGUUUUUCUCUUCUUAAAAAUUUGAAUUAUUUGGAUUUAUCAAAUAAUCAAUUACAUGGAGAGAUACCAAAUUCUUUUUCUCUUCUUACAAAUUUGAUUCAAUUGGAUUUAUCAAAUAAUCAAUUACAUGGUGAGAUACCAAAUUCUUUUUCUCUUCUUACAAACUUGACGUCCUUAAGUCUUUGUCAAAACAACUUACAAGGUUUCAUAACAGAGUUUAUUGGGGAUUUAUUUAAGUUAGAAGUACUUGUUUUUUGGGAUAAUAACUUUCCAAGAAGAAUUCCACGUAAGUUGGGGACGAAUGGGAUAUUGAGUGUCCUAGAUGUUUCUUCAAAUAAGCUUAGUGGUCCAAUCCCUGAGAGUUUAGGGAGUUGAAAGUCACUAUAUUUUCUAAAUUUGACAGAUAAUCAACUCACGGGUCAGUUACCUGUCAACAUUGGAAAGCUUACGAGUCUUCGUUAUUUGUUGGUUGCCAACAAUAACUUGAUUGGAAAAAUCACACCACAGAUUACAGGUACACUAGUCUUUAGCAAUGCCUAUCUAAAUUGCGUCUUCCAAAAUAGUUCGCCAUUGCAUACAUUGAGACUUCCAACUGUUAAAUUAUUAUUUUCUUUUUUGAAUUCGCUUGUCACUAAUAAAAAUAUAUUUCUUGUAUUAUUAAGGUUUUUCAUAUUUGCUUUUUUUUUUUUAUAACAUUGAUUAAUGUAACCAAUAAAAAUAUAUUAAACAAGUUCUAUAAUGUAUUUCUUUGAUUUUUGAUAUUUAUAUUUUGUAUACAUUAAUAAAGAUUAUAAAAAAAUAAUAUAUCAAUUAUCUCACAUCUAAUAUGCCAACAUAGGAAGCAUCACCGCACAGUUUACUGAGUGGAAUUAUCCUAACGUGAUUACAGGAUACAAUAUCACGAAUUUUAAAAACUAUUCUAUCUGCAACUUGGUUGAUCUUGAAAUCCUUGAUUUAUCUUAUAACAAGUUUAAUGGAGAAGUUCCUCAUUGCUUGGGCAAUACUAGUACUAAAUUAGUUGUAUUGAAUCUCCAAUCAAAUAAUUUCAAGGGCAUCCUUCCAUCAACAUUUUGUACUUGUGAUUUAUUGGAAUAUGUAGAUUUCACUGACAAUCAGUUAGAUGGAGCUAUACCUAGGUCUUUAUCUAAAUGUAGAAACCUGAAAGUCCUAAAUUUUGAGGAACAAUAAAUUCAAA